Megalobrama amblycephala (Wuchang bream) is the source of this 736-nucleotide messenger RNA. RefSeq names its product ribosomal protein L15 (gene rpl15). The record is from RefSeq and is a predicted model, not a curated record. The transcript is spliced from 4 exons. Gene Ontology annotation, biological process: cytoplasmic translation. NCBI's taxonomy places the organism in Eukaryota, Metazoa, Chordata, Actinopteri, Cypriniformes, Xenocyprididae. Gene Ontology annotation, cellular component: ribosome; cytosolic large ribosomal subunit. Bases 68 to 682 code for a protein of 204 amino acids. Gene Ontology annotation, molecular function: structural constituent of ribosome; RNA binding.
GUCCAAUAAAGCACUAUGGGUAAUUUGCUUCUCUCUUUCCGGUUAGUACGCCAUCAAGUGAGGCAUCAUGGGAGCGUACAAGUACAUGCAGGAGUUAUGGAGGAAGAAGCAGUCGGAUGUGAUGAGAUUUCUGCUCCGUGUGCGGUGCUGGCAGUACCGUCAGCUGUCCUCCCUUCACCGGGCUCCGAGACCCACUAGACCCGAUAAAGCCCGCAGACUGGGAUACAAGGCCAAACAGGGCUACGUCAUCUACCGUAUACGUGUGCGUCGUGGAGGUCGCAAGCGCCCCGUGCCCAAAGGUGCAACCUACGGCAAACCUGUGCACCAUGGUGUCAACCAGAUCAAGUUUGCACGCAGUCUGCAGUCAGUAGCUGAGGAGCGUGCCGGUCGUCAUUGCGGAGGUCUGCGGGUACUAAACUCCUACUGGGUGGGUGAAGAUUCCACAUACAAGUUCUUUGAAGUGAUCCUCAUUGACACCUUCCACAAAGCCAUCAGACGUAACCCCGACACGCAAUGGAUCACCAAGGCUGUGCACAAGCACAGGGAAAUGCGUGGGCUCACAUCUGCUGGCAAGAAGAGCCGUGGUCUGGGCAAGGGCCACAAGUUCCACCUCACCAUCGGUGGCUCUCGACGUGCAGCCUGGAAGAGACGCAACACCCUGCAGCUGCACCGUUACCGCUAAACAAUGUGUGCUACAACUGUACAUUUAUCCAAAUAAAGUACCUUUUUAUGGUCA